AUGAAGGGCAAUGAGAAGGUCAUAGAACGGCUCAAUGAGGCGCUGUUCCUCGAACUGGGCGCGGUCAAUCAGUACUGGCUGCACUAUCGGCUGCUGGAAGACUGGGGCUAUCAGAAGCUGGCCGCCAAGGAGCGCGCCGAAAGCAUCGAGGAGAUGCAUCACGCCGACAAGAUCGUCGAACGGAUCAUUUUCCUCGAAGGCUUCCCGAACCUGCAGAACGUGGCGCCCCUGCGCAUCGGCCAGAGCGUCCGCGAAGUACUCGAAUGCGAUCUGGCGGGCGAAAAGGAAGCCUGGGAUUCCUACACCAGGUCCCGUGACGUCUGCGAGGAAGCCGGCGAUUACGUGACCAAGAACCUCUUCGAGGAGCUGAUCGCCGACGAGGAAGGCCAUAUCGACUUCCUUGAAACCCAACUCGACCUGCUCGAAAAGCUGGGCGCCGAAAAGUACGGGCUUCUCAACGCUGUCUCGGCCGACGAGGCCGGGUAA
Effrenium voratum is the source of this 486-nucleotide messenger RNA. The record is from the annotation of a GenBank genome assembly. NCBI's taxonomy places the organism in Eukaryota, Dinophyceae, Suessiales, Symbiodiniaceae.